CUGCGGAUCCUGGUGCCGGCGCUGGAAAACCAUGACCUUCAGCAAUUUGUCUUCUAAAGGAGCCGGAGGAGAUCUGAGCUAGGGUCUGCUUGUUCCUCCAGAGCUUCGGGGGGUGGCCGGUUUUAGCCUUGCUUCAUGUUAGACGCUAGAUGUCACCUGCAGAAGAAGAGAAGAGCUUACCUCUUCCAGAGAGAUGGCCCCGAGCCAGCAAAUUCGCUCUGUCAGCCUGUGCGGCGGCUGUGGCAGAACUAGUAACAUUUCCCCUGGAUCUCACGAAAACUCGGCUGCAGGUCCAAGGUGAAGCUGCGGUCCGUGGCAGCGGAGCUGCUGGUGGCCAGGCGGUCCCUUACCGUGGCAUGCUGCGCACCGCCGCGGGCAUCGUGCGAGAGGAGGGCUUAGGAAAGCUCUGGCAAGGAGCCACGCCAGCCGUCUACCGCCACAUAGUGUACUCCGGCGUUCGGAUGGUCGCGUACGAACAUCUCCGUGACUCCGUGCUUGGCAGGUCCGAGGAUGAAAGCUUUCCUUUCUGGAAAGCUGUAGUUGGAGGCAUGACUGCAGGUGCCAUCGGACAGUUUUUCGCCAGCCCGACUGAUCUGGUGAAGGUGCAGAUGCAGAUGGAAGGGAAAAGGAAGUUGGAAGGAAAGCCGUUACGGUUUCGAGGGGUGCACCACGCAUUUAUGAAGAUCCUGUCCGAAGGAGGAAUACGAGGACUUUGGGCUGGAUGGGUGCCCAAUGUCCAGAGAGCUGCUCUGGUGAACAUGGGAGAUCUCACCACUUAUGACUCAGUGAAACACUUUUUGCUUCUGAACACGCCGCUUGUGGACAACAGCGUGACUCACAGCGUUGCCAGUGCCUGUUCUGGCCUGGUGGCUGCUGUUCUGGGAACUCCUGCUGACGUGGUCAAAACCCGGAUAAUGAACCAGCCCAGAGAUAAGCAGGGGAGAGGUCUGCUGUACAAGUCUUCCAUGGACUGCUUGAUUCAAACUGUGCAGGGCGAAGGGUUUAUGUCUCUUUACAAAGGCUUCGUACCGACCUGGAUGCGAAUGGCUCCCUGGUCACUGGUAUUCUGGCUUACGUAUGAACAAGUCAGAAGGAUCUGUGGAGUUAGUUCUUUUUAAAAUCAUGAAACCACUUCAAUAUUCACAAAACAAGGAAGAACCGCAAAGCUGAAUUCUCAUUCCACAAGGGAUCCCAACACCAGAGGGAACUAAUUCAUUUAGGAGAUGGGCAGUAGGAACACAUGUAUAGGUUGCUGCCCUAAAUCUGUACCCUACUGGUUAGGAGUAGCCAUGACUUAAGGAUACUAUUUGCUUUAUCAGACUGCUAUAGGAAAGUUAAGUUAUCCUCAGGAUAAAAUUGCCACAAUAAUACUUCAACUAGCGAAAACAGAGGUAAAAAAAAUCUACCAAGCAAGUAGAAUAUAAUACUGUUUGCUUGUUUGAUAACAGACAUGGUUCCUAUUGUUAAGGAUAAAAGCAGGUUGAACAACACAGCA
Molecule: messenger RNA, 1495 nt
Organism: Calidris pugnax (ruff)
Lineage: Eukaryota; Metazoa; Chordata; Aves; Charadriiformes; Scolopacidae
Gene: SLC25A27
Product: solute carrier family 25 member 27
Exons: 9
Coding region: 150-1118 (322 amino acids)
Biological process (GO): response to cold
Source: RefSeq, a predicted model, not a curated record